Messenger RNA from Lycium ferocissimum, 1695 nucleotides. Its product is annotated as F-box/LRR-repeat protein At3g03360-like. Lineage: Eukaryota; Viridiplantae; Streptophyta; Magnoliopsida; Solanales; Solanaceae. The record is from RefSeq and is a predicted model, not a curated record. Gene Ontology annotation, molecular function: protein binding.
UUCUAGUGAAGUCACAAAAUGCUUUCCCUUUUGGAUGAUGGCUUCACGUCGUUCCAACAAAAAUCUCAGAAUUAGUUUGAGAGAUUCAAUUUCGAAGAAACUAAAAAAUGGAGUUGAAGAAGAAACCCUAGAUUGUAUCAGUCAGUUGCCGGAUGCAGUUUUGCUACAAAUUCUGUCUCUUUUGCCAACAAAUGAUGCAGUCAAAUCAUGUGUUCUCUCAAAGAGGUGGCGUUAUCUAUGGACUUCUAUUUAUAACUUCCUUUUCAUUGAUAGAAAUUACAACAAUGUCGAAAACUUCACAUCAUUUGUGGACCACGUUUUAACUCAUUCCACUUGUCCCAAAAUCAAAAAAUUCCAAGUCGAUUUUCAUCAUGGAGACUGGGAAUUUGAUUGCAAAAUUAGCCAAUGGCUUAGUUUUGCUGUGAAAAACAAAGUGGAAGAUGUUAUGUUCAAUUCAUAUCCAUCUCCUGAUGAACACUCUUAUGAGUUGCCUCUAUGUAUGUACACUUGUUCGUCAUUGAUUACAUUGUAUUUGAGUCAUUGGGUGUUUGAUAAAGGAUUGGUCAUAGCUUGGAACUCUCUAAAGAGCCUAACGCUGGACUCAACAACGUUAGAAGAUGACGAUAUUGUGAUAUUACUGUCAAGUUGUCCUGUUUUGGAAACUAUGGAGCUGUCAUUUUGCGUGGGUUGUCAUCGUCUAGAAAUUACUUCUUCAAAUUUAAAGAGACUGACGAUAGACUCUCAUUUGCAUCAUCGCUUGGUAGGAUAUGGUUCUCUGGAAAUUUUUGCCCCGCAUCUUCAGCAUUUGGAUAUUUCAGGAGAACUUUUUAAUGUCAGGUGUAGGCUUGUAAAUGUCUCCUCGUUGGUUAUUGCCAGCCUCACUUUUAGCAUUACAUGUAUCACCGUCAGUUGGGACGAAGAUGAUAUUGAGGAAGACAGUUGUCGUGAUCAUCAUCAAGAUAUCAGAAACCUUAUUUUGGACUAUCUUGAAAAGUUGAGUUAUGUGACUGAGCUAAUAAUUGGAAGUUGGUUUGCAGAGGUCGUGUUCAUGAUGAAACUUGAAGGAGUGAUGCUUCCAGAAUUGAGAUGCAAAUGUCUAACUCUAAAGUCUCAUGUAACAGAGUAUAAUCUGUAUGGGAUAGCCAGUCUUUUGCAAACCUCGCCUCUUUUGGAGUCACUCAACAUACACAUCGAAGACAAGGACUUUAACGAACCCCCCUGCCAGCUUGAGCAAAGCUAUUUCGCCGAAGUAGAUAAAAUCAAUUUGCCAAGUUGGAUUCCAGACAUUGUGUUUCCCAAUCUCAAGAGUGUUAAGAUUGUUGGCUGCAUAACACAAUGUUUGAAGGAGUGGUCUAAAGCGGGCUAUUGUAAGCUUUUUGAACUUUCGAAGUUUUUACUGAAGAAUGCAGUGGCUUUGCAGAAGCUUGUUAUCGUAGCAAAGAGAAGAAAAUGCUGCAUUUGUUCAGAGAACUGUGUGUCCCGGCAUUUAUCGCGGGUGGCUAAGAAAUUGAUAGACACCCCAAGAUCAUCAACAAAUUUUGUGAUUAUUUACCAAGAGAUUGCUUAGCAUGACCAAACUGGAAGUUUUGUUUCGGCAUACUAGAAAUACCUUAUAUUUUAGCUUCUGAUUUACUGCAGAUGUAAUUUGAACUUGUGGCAUUCCAAAUGUUAUGAUGGCUGCUUGGUUUCGUAGAA